Messenger RNA from Mobula hypostoma (lesser devil ray), 4381 nucleotides. RefSeq names its product polyamine-transporting ATPase 13A3-like. Gene Ontology annotation, molecular function: ATP hydrolysis activity; polyamine transmembrane transporter activity; P-type ion transporter activity. The transcript is spliced from 33 exons. Gene Ontology annotation, cellular component: late endosome membrane. The coding region runs from base 370 to 4170 and encodes 1266 amino acids. Gene Ontology annotation, biological process: polyamine transmembrane transport; intracellular calcium ion homeostasis. The record is from RefSeq and is a predicted model, not a curated record. Lineage: Eukaryota; Metazoa; Chordata; Chondrichthyes; Myliobatiformes; Myliobatidae.
GUGAGGUAGGCGGUGCUCGACUGUGCGCCCAGCUUUGGGAAACAGGCGGGGGUUUCGCUUCGGGGAUGCCGGGGUUCCGUUGUUAAAUCGUGAGCGGCGGCGAGCCCAGGGGAGUGAGAGUGGCAACGGGGUCUCACCCAGGAGAAAGCGGCGUCAAGCGCGGGGAGAACGAGGCAGGCCCGAGGCUGACGAGCCGCGGUCGCGGAGUGGGGCCGUCAAUGCCAUGUGAUGUGGAGCUUCACCGAGGCAACUUCCGACUGAGUUCUCAGGAAAGAGUCUGGGACAUACAGUGGCAGCACUUCAGCUGACAGAUCGGAAGCAAGGGGGGCUACACCCUUAGGGGCAAAGAGGGGUACGACCAGGGGACAAAUGGAGAAAAAGGAGAAGAGGUACCUCAAUGCAGACAGUGAGGAUGAGAUGGAGGUGAUUGGUUACCGGCCCUGCUGGUGGAAGAUCAGUCUGGUGGGGGUAGGCACACUGUGUACUGGUGGCCUGCUGCUCCUCUUCCUCUACUGGAUGCCCAAGUGGAGCGUCAAGUGCAUGUGUCGGGAGGUCUCGCUCAGAGAGGCUUCCGUGCUGCUGCUCUGGACCACGGAUGAGUUCCACACUUGUUUCCGGGUCCAAGUGCGCAACAUGGAGGUUCCGGGAUAUGAGCCCCUGGACACACCACUCCCCAGUGACCAGAAGGAGCCUGCCUGCAGCCCGACCACCCCUGUCAUCGAGGAGCACGAGUUGGAGAAGGACCUGUUACCCAAGGCUCCUGAGCUGGAAAGAAUUCAGCUUCGAUAUUUCACUCACCAUAAAGUCAAGUACCUGUGGAGCCAGCGGCGGCAGGAGUUCCACAGACUGGUGGCGCUGGAGGAGGGGAUCUCGUGCUCGGCGAUCUACACCUACCACAGUGCUGGGCUCUCCUCCCACUGCAAGGACUACCGGAAGCUGUUCUACGGAGAGAAUCGGAUUGAUGUGAAGGUGCCUUCCAUCCCCUACCUCCUGGUAAAAGAGGUGCUGAAUCCAUUCCAUGUUUUCCAAGUCUUCAGUGUGAUCCUCUGGUCCUUCGAUGAAUACUACCUGUAUGCAUCUGCCAUUGUCAUCAUGUCUCUCCUUUCCAUCUGUGUCACUCUGUACUUUGUGAAAAAGCAAUACACACUGUUACAUGACAUGGUGGCAGCUCACAAUGUGGUACGUCUGAGGGUUUACCGCGAUAACAAUGUCACCGAGGAAAUAUUCUCCACUGAUCUGGUACCUGGUGAUGUCAUUCACAUCCCGACCAAUGGCUUGAUGAUGCCCUGUGAUGCGGUGCUGAUCAGUGGAACUUGUGUUGUCAAUGAGAGCCUGCUAACUGGGGAAAGCGUGCCCGUCCUGAAGACCAGCCUCCCAAACCCUUCCAGGAGCGGGGGAACUGUGCAGGAGGAGGUGUACAACCCGGAAAACCACAAGCGCCACACGCUCUUCUGCGGAACAGCUGUGGUCCAGACCCGGUUUUAUGCCGGAGAGCCAGUGAAAGCCGUCGUUGUCUGCACAGGUUUCUACACUUUGAAGGGGCAGCUGGUUUGCUCAAUCCUGUACCCAAAGCCGACUGACUUCAAGCUGUACCGGGAUGCCUACCGCUUCCUGCUCUGCCUGGUGUGUGUGGCUGGGAUCGGUGUAGUCUUCAGCAUCGUGAGGAGCAGCCUGCUGGGGGAGGAGACGGAGCGCAUCAUCAUCGAGGCUCUGGACAUUAUCACCAUCACGGUCCCCCCAGCACUCCCGGCUGCCAUGACUGCGGGCAUCAUGUACGCACAGAACCGGCUGAAGAAGAUGAGGAUCUACUCUAUCAGCCCCCAGCGCAUUAAUAUGUGCGGCCAGCUGAACCUGGUCUGCUUUGACAAGACAGGAACCUUAACUGAGGACGGCCUGGACAUCUGGGGCUUCCUUCGAGCUCAGGAGGGCAGGUUCUUCUCCUUGGAGCCCGACGUGGCCACCCAGAGCCUUACUCGGUCCUGCUUCGUUGCCGCCAUGGCGACCUGCCAUACUCUGACGAACAUUGAUGGGAAGCUGUCUGGAGAUCCCCUGGACUGCAAGAUGUUCGAAGCGACUGGAUGGGUCCUGGAAGAGCCCACGGCUGAAGAGACGGCCCUGCACGACCAGAUUAUGCCUACCGUUGUGCACCCGCCCCGGCAGUCAUCCUCUGCCGCGCCCAGCUGCGGCGAUGCCGACUUGGAGCUUCAGGAGCUGAUGAAUUCCUACGAGAUUGGAAUCAUCAGCCAGUUCCCCUUCUCCUCAGCCCUGCAGCGGAUGAGCGUGGUGACCUGCACCCUUGGUCAGCGGCGGCUGGUGGCUUACAUGAAGGGGGCCCCUGAGACUGUGGCCAGCCUGUGUAAGAAGGAGACAGUGCCAGAAGAUUUCUCGCACAUCCUGGAGAAGUUCACCCGGCAGGGCCUGAGGGUGAUCGCGCUGGCCAGUCGCAAGUUGGAGUCCAAGCUGACCUGGCACAAGGUGCAGACAGUGAACAGAGCGGUGAUCGAAACCAACAUGGAGUUCCUGGGGCUGAUCAUGAUGCAGAACAAGCUGAAGCCUUGCUCCGUCUCUGUCAUCAGGGAGCUCGAGAGCGCCCGCAUCCGCACAGUGAUGGUGACAGGGGACAACAUGCUGACCGCCUUGUCUGUGGCCCGCGAGUCUGGGAUGAUCCCCCCGCACGGGAAGGUGAUCGUCACGGAGGCGACACCCCCCAAGGAUGGUCAGGUGGCCACCAUAACCUGGCAGUACACAGAAGAGGCAGGCAUCUGGAAGGCACAUGAAACCAAGGAUAUUCAAAUAACCGUGGAGGAUACCUGCUCGAAAGACGCGCCCCAAUUACCGGACGCCUGCUACCACUUUGCCAUGAGUGGAAAGUCCUUUGAUGUGAUCACGGAGCACUUUCCUGAUCUGCUUCCCAAGCUUCUAUUGUAUGGCACGGUUUACGCUCGAAUGGCCCCAGAUCAGAAAACCCAGCUGGUGGAGGAGCUCCAGAAAGUGGACUACUACGUUGGGAUGUGCGGCGAUGGUGCGAAUGACUGCGGGGCACUGAGGCGAGCUCACGCUGGGAUCUCCCUCUCGGAACUUGAGGCUUCUGUGGCUUCGCCAUUCACAUCGAAGACCCCCGACGUGUCCUGUGUACCGAAGCUCAUCAGGGAGGGGCGAACUGCUCUGGUCACCUCAUUCUGUGUCUUCAAGUUCAUGGCUAUGUACAGCCUCAUCCAGUACCUCUCUGUCCUCCUGCUUUAUUCGAUUCUGAGCAACCUGGGGGAUGUCCAGUUCCUCUUCAUAGACCUGGCCAUCAUCAUGAGUAUCAUGUUCACGAUGAGCUUGAAUUCAUCCUGGAAGGAACUGGUGCCACAGAGGCCCCCAACCAGCCUGAUGUCCGUACCGAUCCUGCUCUCUAUGUUGUUACAAACACUUCUCACACUGGCCUUUCAGGUCACUGCCUUUCUGCUGGUGAAGGAACAGCCCUGGUACAGGGCAGGAAUAGCCUCCCCAAAUGCUUGUAACGGAAACUGGACUGAUGAUCUGGACAAUACAAGCAUUCUGUGGUCAAACGGUACUGAAGAGGAUGAGGACCAUAUCUCCUGCUAUGAGAACACCACGCUCUUCUUCGUCUCCUGUUGCCAGUAUCUGGCUGUUGCUUUUGUAUUCUCAAGGGGAAGGCCCUUCCGGCAACCCAUCUACAGAAACUACUUAUUUAUGGGAUGUGUUCUGAUCCUGUAUGGCUUCAUCUUCCUGAUUAUGAUGUACCCAAUCGAAAGUAUUAAUUAUUUCUUCAAGCUGGUCUGCGUCCCCCUGGAUUGGCGGAAUAAGAUGCUGCUUUUAAUCGCAGCCAACCUGGUCCUUGCAUUUCUAGUGGAGAAUCUCAUAUGUACCUAUGGCGUCCAGUGGCUGAAGACUCUGUGUUCUGGAGACUCUGAGUGUCCGGUCUCAGGUAGUGACGCACAGGUGGGCGCAGACCCCGCAAGGGAGACGGUCGGAAGGGGGCUCUGGUGCCAGCGUGGACGCCUCCCCAAGGACAAGUACAAACGCCUGACCCGCGAACUGCUGCUUGACCCUGACUGGCCUCCUAAGCCCAAGACCUGCACCAGGGCUAGUGCCGUCCCCGGUGCCAGCCAAAGCCGCUGCUGGCAAGGCUGGGAGCCGGCAGACUCCUCCGCACAGUCCUGACCAGCUGGGGGUAUCCGGGGGCAGUGGGGCGGAAGGAGGGAGAGGGGGACAUUCAGCGGGCACGGUGUAAGGUGAUCCUUGUAGGGCGGGGAGAUGAACCCCAACAACAACCACCAACUGUGACACGCAAAUGCGAGGAAUUUUGCAGAUGCUGGAAAUUCAAGCAAUACACAUCAAAGUUGCUGGUGAACACAGCAGGCCAGGCAGCAUC